AAUAAGAUUAUGCCGGUUUUGUCAAAUUUAGAAUAAAAUUUAAUUAUUAACAUUUAGCCUGUGGGUAGGAAUUUCGUGUGUGAAAUAUAAAACAAAAGAAGGCACAAGCAUGGCCCCGGGCAGUGUCAUCCAAAUUUUGCGUGCAGUCAACACAUGGCGAGCGCCCACUCUCACAUCAUUUCGACGCACAUUGGGUAAUCAUCAGAAGACUAAGUCGUCGCUGCUUCCUCGUGCUCAGUGCACGGUGCGAGGCUAUAGCAGUACAGCGAGCAAGGAGGAACCUGCAGUCGCAGCAGCCGCCGCCGCCGCAGGUGAUGCUGGAAAUCCUACGCUGCUGUCCAAGCUCUUUCCACAAACUGCGCCAGAGACAAACAAAAGCGAGGAGGAGGAGCGCAAAAAGCGCGAAGAGGAGGAGACAAAGGAAAACGAGCGUGCAUGGAAGCGCAUGAAAUUGGGGUUUGCCGUGUUUGGUGGUGGCGCAAUUGUUGGUGGUUUUUGGGCGCUGUAUGAAUUCGGCAAGCCCGAUGUGGAUCCCAAUGGUCAGACCAUUGAGGAUGAGUUCACCCACAAGCCCCUAAUUCAGCAAUAUUUCCAACGCAUGUGGAAAUCGUUGCACUACUAUCAGAAAAUGAUACAGGAGCCAUCGCGCGAUAAGCUGCUGCCCGAUCCGCUGCAGCAUCCCUAUGUCCAGCCCAAAUAUACGCUUGUCCUGGAGAUGAAGGACGUGCUGGUGCAUCCGGAUUGGACAUAUCAAACUGGUUGGCGCUUCAAGAAGCGCCCUGGUGUCGAUCACUUUCUUGCCGAACUGGCAAAAGAGUUCGAAAUUGUCGUGUUCACGGCUGAGCAGGGCAUGACUGUGUUCCCCAUACUGGAUGCACUCGAUCCGCAUGGCUACAUUAUGUAUCGUCUGGUGCGCGAUGCCACGCACUUUGUCGAUGGACAUCACGUUAAGAAUUUGGACAAUUUGAAUCGAGAUUUGCGCAAGGUAAUUGUCGUUGAUUGGGAUAAUAAUUCCACUAAAAUGCAUCCAGAUAAUACAUUUGGCAUCGCUCGCUGGAAUGGCAACGACGAUGAUACGCAGCUCCUCGAUUUGGUUUACUUUUUAAAGAUUAUUGCCCAAAACAAUGUGGAGGAUGUGCGCGAUACGCUGCAUUAUUAUCGCCAGUUUGAGGAUCCAAUCAGUCAAUUUAGAGAGAAUCAACGCAAGUUGGCUGAACAAAUGCAGGAAGAGGAACGCUUGGAGCGUGCCAAGUCCAAGCCUAUGGUUAAGCAAUGGACGCGCAAUCUACUGGGACGCUAGGACCACAUCCACACACACACACACACAUUCGCCCCGUCCCCACACCAACUACGAACCACCAACACACAGCCAGAACGACGAAAAAUUCAAUUUUAGGGGUUGAGGGGGCGAAAUUCAAGUCUUCUUUUUUUGUAAUUUAAUAAAAUCAAGCAAAAUAUUUUUUA
Molecule: messenger RNA, 1464 nt
Organism: Drosophila subobscura
Lineage: Eukaryota; Metazoa; Arthropoda; Insecta; Diptera; Drosophilidae
Gene: ttm50
Product: mitochondrial import inner membrane translocase subunit TIM50-C
Exons: 5
Coding region: 110-1300 (396 amino acids)
Molecular function (GO): phosphoprotein phosphatase activity
Source: RefSeq, a predicted model, not a curated record